This is a messenger RNA of Punctularia strigosozonata HHB-11173 SS5, 2137 nucleotides long. RefSeq lists its product as uncharacterized. The transcript is spliced from 3 exons. Gene Ontology annotation, molecular function: protein kinase binding. Lineage: Eukaryota; Fungi; Basidiomycota; Agaricomycetes; Corticiales; Punctulariaceae. Gene Ontology annotation, cellular component: cytoplasm; nucleotide-activated protein kinase complex; nucleus. The record is from RefSeq and is a predicted model, not a curated record. The coding region runs from base 1 to 1686 and encodes 561 amino acids. Gene Ontology annotation, biological process: signal transduction.
AUGGGCAACACGACCUCCAACGCCGGUGCCGGCGUCCCUCAGGGCCGACGCGUGCAUUCUCCAGGCCGCCAGUCCGCCUCCCCCGCUCGCCGCACCGACAGCCCCGCCGGCCGCGCCAAGUCGCCCCUGGGCCCCCAUCGCAGCCUCCGCCAGAAGAAGAAGAGCCUCGAGCUCCCCGACCUCGCCUCCCUCGCCCUCACCCCGUCUCACUCCGGCGCCUCCACCCCCCACCGCCGCGGCGUCCGCACCUCGUCCCCCAUCCCGAUCCCCGUCUCCGCCACCCAGAACCCAUCCUCGGUCGCGCCCCGCCCCCAGCUCCCCUCAACGACAGAGAUGGCCGAAGUCCUCUACCAGCCCCCGUCCACCCACAUCCCGAUCGCCCAUCCGGGGUACCGACCCCGAUCCCAGCACAUCCGUGGAGCACCUCUGCCCUACAACUCGACGCGCUCGUUCAGCGGCCGGAGCAGCCAAGUCCCGCCCGCCGCGGCGCGCCGGGCCGAUUCGAAUGAAUUCGUGCCCGAGGUCAUCAGGAGCAGCAUCCCCGUCGUUCUGCGGGACAAGGACGACGAUCAUGACGCCGAUGGCCAAGGACAUGUGCGUCGGCGGACGAAAGAUGACGAGCCGGUCCCGGUCAAGAUCGUGUGGCGAGGAGGUGCGGAGCGCUCCGUCGUGCUUGCGCGGGCUGGGGACGACAAUUGGAAAGGCAGGCAACCGCUCGAGCGGGACCCGGCAACGGACGAGUGGUCCGCGACGAUCAACCUCCUCCCCGGUACGCACCACAUCAAGUUCAUCGUCGACGACCAGUGGCGUACUGCGGAUGACAUGCCGACGGCGACGACCGACGACGACGGUUCGCUAGCCAACUACCUCGCCGUCGCCGCCCCGUCCUCGCCUCCGUCACCCGCCCACCACGGCCUCGCGUUGCGCACGGACCCCGCGCACGCCAAACAUCUCAAUGGUGGCAUCUCCUUCUGGUCAGGGGACGACACCGAGAGCGUGUCGUCCUAUGACGGCAAUGACGGCGGUGUUCGCAUCCGCGACGGCAUGUGGACGGACGAAUUCCCGCCCGCGCUCAUAGCCGCCGCCCGCGAGGAGGAAGCUUACCUCGCCGCGCAGGACGCGACAGACGACGCCUCGUACGAUUAUUCCCCCAACACCGCGCGCAUGCCUGCGCCGAAUGUGCCCCCGGCCCCGGCCCUGCCGCGUUUCCUCGAGAAGCUGAUCCUAAACGUACGCCAGGACCCGCCGGCAGGGAGAUCAAGCAGGGAAAGGGAGCAGCGCCGCGAGUCACGACGCAAGGGGCGCGCGUCUAACAUGUCCUCGUCGAACGUGUCCGAGAACGCGGAGCCAAUGCCGUCGCCGACGCCUAUUCCCGUCACCACCGCCUCGGGCACGGACGUGACCAAGGUGCACGGGCUGACGAUCACGCCGACGCUGCCGUCCACAGCGGAGGAGACUGGGCACAAGCCACACUCGCGAUCCCGGGGACAGAGCAUACGCGAGGCGCCCGCGCAGGUGCAGCAGGUGCAGACCCUCAGCGACGACGCGAGCGUGUUACCCGUACCGAGCCACGUCGUGUUGCACCACUUGAGCACCAGCGCGAUCAAAAACGGUGUGCUUGCCGUUGCCAAUACCACCCGGUACCGAAGAAAGUAUCUUACCACCAUUUACUACAAGCCGACGUAGGCCCGGCCAAGCACGGCCUACCCAUUCCCGGCCGUGCAUUCGAUAUCCAUGCUCGCAUAGAAGACACCCGAUAUGAUCGCGCCCUCGCUUAGAUGAUCCGAUCCCAACACUACUGAGCCAACGGUUAUUUAAGGAUAUUCAUCGCGCAUAUAUGCGGAGGACGGGUGCCACUGGACCGCAUUUCUCGUGCAGGCGUGCUCACACCCUUGCAUGCCUCCCCUGUGCUGUACAAUAGUACUCGCCAGCCCGUGGUGGACGACGGUUCCGAGGCUGAACACCCGACAAGUAUACGCCAACACGAAACGACGCAACCUGCACCCUGCUCAGUUUGAAGGUCUACAUAGAGGUGCUUCGAACCUUCGAGUCUGCCCUGGUCUACUUGUAUCGAUUGGUUGUUCCGAACCAGAGUGUGCGUUCAUGUAUCCAGAUGAAGAUGAUAAAGUAUGAAAAU